Cannabis sativa is the source of this 895-nucleotide messenger RNA. Its product is annotated as probable NAD(P)H dehydrogenase subunit CRR3, chloroplastic. The transcript has 3 exons. NCBI's taxonomy places the organism in Eukaryota, Viridiplantae, Streptophyta, Magnoliopsida, Rosales, Cannabaceae. Gene Ontology annotation, cellular component: NAD(P)H dehydrogenase complex (plastoquinone); chloroplast thylakoid membrane. Bases 181 to 672 code for a protein of 163 amino acids. The record is from RefSeq and is a predicted model, not a curated record. Gene Ontology annotation, biological process: photosynthetic electron transport in photosystem I.
AAAAGAAAUAAACAAAUAAGAUUGUAGUGUAGCACAUUUUAUGGUAUAGAAAAAAGUUGGGUGUUUGAAGUUUCAACCAAUGGUAUUGAUGAUAUCAUUAUCCAUUUCAUCAUGCUCUUAUGGCUAUGGACAUAUUUCUACUACUCUUACCUACUUCCACAGACCUAACACCUUCCUUCCAUGGCUUCCUUAACUUGCUGUGUUUACAUGAUCACCAAAAAUAUCUCCAAUUCAAACUCCAACACCAAUGGCUCCUCACCAUCACCAUCCGACUCUCUUAAAUCCCUCACUCAACAGAAUAAUAAGCCCCAAAACCUAAACCCCAGGCGGCGUCCUCAACAGCCCUCCGUUAUCGAAAUCGAACGCGCUAUCGGGGCCGGAAGAUUCCGCGACGCUGAUCCCAGGGAAUUGGAAGAAGAUAAGAACACGAAAUUCGAUGUGACUAUGAUGAAUUUCCCAGGAAAGUUUGAACAUCCAUUACAGAAGAAGAUUCAAGAGAGUGCUGAGAGGAUUACUGAACAAUCUGAAAGAACAUUUCGUUUGAAUGGUAAGAAGAUUCUAAUGUUCACCUUUAUGUGGCUACUUCCCAUUUGGACUUUUUCACUUCUGGUUGCCUCUGGCCUCAUUAAACUCCCAUUCACUAACCAGUUUCUUGAUCAACUCAUUUUGUGAAUUUGCUUCAAACUCAAUUGAAAGUUUAAAAUAUCAAAUUUUAAUCCAGUGUGUACAGCAUGAUAUAAAGUUUGUAUAUUUUUAGUCUUUAGAAGUUAAAACUGUUUUCCUCUUUAUUUUUUUAUGUGAAUCUUUGACUUUGUUUAUUGCAAAUUGUAACUAUGGAUGGACCACUUUCAUCAAUCAAAAGACAUAUAUUUCAACACAUAAUUUAACAGUUAAA